AUGUUGGGGUUCAUUUCGGCUCGUCAGGCCGGGCUCGACGAUCCACUGCGGCUGCGCCGGGCCGAGUCCACCCGGAGGGUUCUAAGUUUGGAAUUAAAUAAAGAUAGAGAUGUGGAAAGAAUACAUGGGAGUGGUAUCAACACCCUUGAUAUUGAGCCUGUUGAGGGAAGAUACAUGUUAUCCGGUGGAUCAGAUGGUGUUAUUGUACUUUAUGACCUUGAAAACUUGAGCAGAAAACCAAGUUACACAUGUAAAGCGCUUUGUUCUGUGGGAAGGAGCCAUCCUGAUGUACAUAGAUUCAGUGUGGAGACAGUCCAGUGGUAUCCUCAUGACACUGGCAUGUUUACAUCCAGCUCAUUUGAUAAAACCUUGAAAAUAUGGGAUACAAAUACUUUACAACCUGCAGAUGUAUUUCGCUUUGAGGGAACAGUCUAUAGCCAUCACAUGUCUCCAGUUGCUACAAAGCAUUGUUUAAUAGCAGUUGGUACCAAAAGCCCCAAAGUACAGCUCUGUGACUUGAAGUCUGGAUCCUGUUCCCACAUUCUGCAGGGUCACAGGCAAGAAGUACUGGCAGUGUCUUGGUCCCCACGUCACGAAUAUAUUUUGGCAACAGCAAGUGCUGACAGUAGAGUAAAAUUAUGGGAUGUGAGGAGAGCAUCUGGAUGUCUGAGUACACUUGAUCAGCACAAUGGAGAAAAGUCCAAAGCGUCUUCUGAGGCAGCAAACACUGCUCAUAAUGGGAGAGUUAAUGGUUUAUGCUAUACAAAUGAUGGACUUCAUCUGUUGACCAUUGGUACAGAUGAUCGGAUGCGACUCUGGAACAGCUCCACUGGAGAAAACACGUUAGUGAAUUAUGGGAAAGUCCAUAAUGAAAGUAGAAAAGGACUCAAAUUCACCAUCUCUUGUGGCUGUAACCCAGAGUUUGCCUUUGUACCAUAUGGUAGUACCAUUGCUGUUUAUACAGUUUUCACAGGAGAACUGAUAACUAUGCUUAGAGGGCAUUAUAGUACUGUUGACUGCUGUGUAUUUCAACCUAAUUUUCAGGAACUUUAUAGUGGUAGCAAAGAUUGCAAUAUCCUUGCAUGGAUACCAGCUCUUCGAGAGCCAAUUCCUGAUGACAUUUCUGAAAAGUAUGUUUCACCAUCAAAAUCUCAUUUAAAUCCAGCAUAUGAAGACGCAUGGAGCAGCAGUGAUGAUGAAGGCUGAAUUUCAAUUAUGUGCUGAUAUAAAAUUGACAUUCAGGCACUGCGUUUACAGACUUUAUCUACAGAAUUGGAUAUUAUCAGAUUUAUUAUGACUGGAUUUCUGGUACAGUUCUGUUAGAGCAAGGUCUUUCAGAAAUAAGUUUCCACUGUUCUGUGUUCUUUCUUCACUGUUACAGUUAAAUCUAAAGGAUUACUUUUUCAUACUUACUGACUUUUAUACUUACCCUUACGCAUUGGUAUACUUUAUUCAGUGUUGAACAGCUGAUAAAGGAAAAAUAAAAGCCCUUCGGACCAGUUAAUAUUGCAUUGUUUCUGGCAUCACCUCCUUAUCGCAUAAGGAGGUAAUCCCUUGAUUUCCAAGAGACAUGGUACAGAAGAUUUUGCCUGAACGAGGACUAGCUCAGGGAUACUUCCAGCUUAUUUUUAUCAAUGUCUAGAUGGAGCAGACCGUGUCCAUUUUCAAGUGCUUGUGUGCUGUGGGAGCCAAUAGGAUUUUGUGCCUGUUCUUUUGCAUUUUCAGUUUUGCGUAAGUUUCUCCAUAAAUGCAGUAUUCAGUUCAGAAGGAGGUAUUGGUGGGAUCAUCUAUUCAAGUAUUUAUAUGGUGACCCCAUCAACUAGUAUCUGAAUCUGUCCCAGAAAGUUAAGAAUAGAAACUAAUUUAAUUAGAGUUUUUGUUGCUCCUGUUAGGUUUUUAAGAUCUGUCUUCUAUGUAUGGAUCUCUCACACUUCCCUAGCCAGUGUGAAGAAUUCCUGGACAGAAACAGGCUUCAAGUACAGUACAAGGCAGAGAGUGGAUCACGUUUCAUGUUAGAAAUAUGACAUGUAGUCCGUCAAAACUGUUUUCAUCUGAAUUUUGGUCCUAAUGCUUGCUCUGUUUUGAAAGGGAGGAGCUUUGUAGGGUUAUUGUCUCACCUCAGUCACUAGUUUGUGCUUCAGACAUAGUGUAGUCACCAAGCUGAGAGCUGAGUUAGAGGCUCCCAUCAGAUGUAGAUGCAGCUCUAUAGAGGAAAAAUUCCUUCCAAAGCAGAGCAGAUAUUAGGACCACAAAUUCAGACAAAAGGAAAAAAUAUUGUACAAAUAAAUCAAAGAUAAUAACUUAAUCUUUGUAUAGUGUGUAUUAUUUCUAUUAUUAGUAUGCAUUUUAGAAUUAAUUCACUGUGCUUCUGUAUUUUAAUAUCUGUAUAAGAUAUAGGCUGUCAGUUUCUAUAUCAAUCUAGAGUCUAGCAUUGUAAAAUGAUACAAAGUGAGCAGUGGGCAUAUCAAGGGAAUGUUAUAAUUAAACAAGCUUCAUAUGUAGUGCAUAUUUGCUGGGAGAGACCCACUAUUAAGUGGAUAGCUGCAGGGUGGAAGACUUCCAGAAGUUUCAGCUGAAGUUAAGGACCAGCCUGACACUGUCACUUUACAGGAAUAGAGAAGAGAAUUUUCUGUUUUUUUUUUUUCAAAUGGUAGUUUUCAUUACCAAUGGUGACUGUUCCCUCUAAAGUUGGAAAAACUGGGGAACAAAUUUGAAGAAAGAUUACACAUUUUGAUUUUUGUUUUGAAGAGGAUGACUUUUUUGUGUGUUAUAAUUGUACAUAUCAUUUGUAUAUGCCAACUGCAGUGCAUGUAUUUGGUAUUUGAAUUUCUAAAAAUGUGCUUAGUAAAUCAUAGAGCUAGUUAUCAAAGA
Gymnogyps californianus (California condor) is the source of this 2871-nucleotide messenger RNA. RefSeq names its product ERCC excision repair 8, CSA ubiquitin ligase complex subunit (gene ERCC8). The record is from RefSeq and is a predicted model, not a curated record. The transcript has 13 exons. The coding region runs from base 1 to 1206 and encodes 401 amino acids. Gene Ontology annotation, molecular function: protein binding. Lineage: Eukaryota; Metazoa; Chordata; Aves; Accipitriformes; Cathartidae. Gene Ontology annotation, cellular component: nucleotide-excision repair complex; Cul4A-RING E3 ubiquitin ligase complex. Gene Ontology annotation, biological process: protein polyubiquitination; proteasome-mediated ubiquitin-dependent protein catabolic process; transcription-coupled nucleotide-excision repair.